CUAGCAGUGAAACCUACCUCCUGCUACUGCAUGCCAGAGAACAGUGGUGCACCAUUGUAUGCGGUUACAACACUUGUUUUAUCACUGGCAGACAGAAAGCUGCAACUCACCAGUAUAGUUCAGUGUGGCUGGUGAUUUCAGCACAGAACGCAGUUUGUUUGCUAAAACUAGGUGGUGAAUUGCCCGUUGUGCAAUUUCUUAACAUUUGUGACUCAUUGAACAAUUUCCUAAUAUUGUAUUAGGUGAAUAGAAAAUGAAGAAUAUGAUGCUGUCUUUUCGAAUCCAUCUGAAAAAUGUCUGGGCUGGAAGAAAAUAACUGCUUUUGGUUCUAAUCUGAUCAUGAAAGCAGCUUCAAGCUUCAUAGGACGGGCUAAUCUGUGAGAAGGAACCUGUGAGGCUCUCUCAGCACUGAUGUCACAGGCACAGCAAGAACAUCAUAAGGAGGAGUCAGAUUUCACAAAGUACUGUAUGAGCAGCGCUGUAUGCUAACAGAGUAGGCACUAAUCACACAAGGAUUCUGCAUGGGAUGUAAGCAAUAUGCUGAGACUGAACUGUCAAAAGGAUAAUGCAAAAUUAAACUCUGGUGUUUCAUAUGGCAGGUUCUGUUUGACUUAGCGAGAAGACAUAAAACUGUGGGAUUUGAAAAGUAUGAUUAAUGAAGGCCAUCAUGUAUAUUGGCGGCACAUGCCAAAGCAGUGCACUUCCUGCCUUAAUGCGGUCGACAAUUCCAGCCAUGCAGCCGCACUUGGAUAUCAAACCAUUUCUUCCAUUCCCGCUGGACACUGCUGCUGCCGUCAGCCUUUUCCCCAAUUUUAAUGCGGAGAUGCUAAACUUGUCUCUUCAACAUUUCCCUUCCUGCCACCAAGAAAUCCAAACAAUGGACCCAGUUCAGAAAGCAGUGAUAAAUCACACGUUUGGGGUACCACUUCCUCCAAGAAGAAAACAAGUAAUUUCAUGCAACAUCUGCCAACUAAGAUUUAAUUCUGAUAGCCAAGCCGGGGCACACUACAAAGGCACUAAACAUGCCAAGAAGCUCAAAGCACUGGAAGCCAUGAAAAAUAAGCAGAAAACUGUUGCUGCCAAGGACAGCGUAAAGACCACCUUCACUUCCAUCACAACCACCACCAUCACUGCCAGCUCUGAUAAAGCAGACAGCAGUCAAGAGACAGCUACAAUAUCAAAAGUGACAACACUGGCAGCAGCAAGUGAUAGCGUAUCAACAGAAUCCAUUUCCGGGACAGAGAAAUCCUUUACAUCCAGUAGCUGCAGCACAACUCUUCCCAAGGAGACCGAAGAAGAAAAAGCGAAGCGGCUCCUCUACUGUUCUCUCUGCAAAGUGGCUGUCAACUCUGCCUCACAACUGGAAGCACACAAUAGUGGAUCGAAGCACAAAACGAUGCUGGAAGCUCGAAAUGGUGGGGGUCCAAUUAAGGCAUUUCCUCGACCAGGCAUCAAAGGCAAAACGUCCCCCAUCAAAGGAGUUACAACCGGCCUGCAGAAUAAAACCUUUCACUGUGAAAUCUGUGACGUGCACGUCAAUUCAGAAACACAACUCAAACAGCACAUAAGCAGCAGAAGACACAAGGACAGAGCUGCAGGGAAACCUCCUAAACCCAAAUACAGUCCAUACAACAAGCUACAAAGGAAUACCAAUGCACUUGCAUUGAAACUGGCCUUUCAGAAGGAACUGGCAAAGCCGCUGGCCGCUCGGCUUUUACCAAACCCGUUUGCUGCUGCAGCAGCUGCCGCUGCCGCAGUGAAUUCACCGUUUGCUUUGCGCUCGGGCCCGGCAGCCACAUUAUUCCAAACAGCAGCUCUGCCUCCAGCCCUCCUCCGACCUGCUCCUGGACCUAUACGGGCUGGCCACACUCCCGUUCUAUUUGCUCCAUACUAACUCGCCUAAGCACAGGAGUGAACAUUAUAAGAGUAAUAAUAAAGUACUGCAAUAAUUCAAACAGGGAACGAUGCAGUGAUAAUCAUGGAAAGAGACUAAACUCUGCUCCUGCAGUAACAUACACAGACUGUGAGUGGCUGCAUCUUGAUUCAGCAAAAAGUAAAGCAAUCCUUCCACAGGAAAAUCUAUUACACAGAUAAUAUGAGUAGUUUUUGUGUUGUAGAAAUGUAUAGGGUCUGCAAACUACCCAUAACAAUCAUCAGCCUUUUUACACAGUAUUUUUGUGUAAUGUUUCCAUGUCUUGUGAAUAGUCUGUAAAUGUGUGUAAGGGCAUUCAUCUAAGGUCUUGUAUGUGCAUUUAAUUUCUUUCUGUAGGAUGAAACAAAACAAUGGGACACUGUGAUAAAAGUCUUCAUUAACCUUCCCCACCGUUCAGCAGCAUCCUGCCUGGUAUUUAUCCAGUUAUAAACUUGUAAAUGGUGUCUUGUGGGUCUAUUGCUUUGUGCUGUAAAUUUUUUAUGUUAUAAUUGUCUAAUAUGAUUUUAAAACGUUAGAAGGAAUGAAAAGCAGAUGAGAUAAGUUUAAUUUUUAUAUGACCUUUAGAAUUCAGGAAGGUCUGUGGCUGUUAUUAUGGAGUUCAUUGUGUAUUUAUUUUGAUUGGAGCAAAGCCAGGUAUUAAGCUGUAAGGACAGCAUUAUCCAGAAUUUCAUCGUGGGUCAAGAGUGCUUAAUUGGCCUGUCCCAAUUAAGCAACAUUUUUGGAGACUGUCAGCAACCAUCAUAGGUCGUUACGGUUUGCCAAAACGUGUUGAAAAUCCAGGGGCGACUAGAACAAUGUACGACUUUUUGGGCGACUACUCACAACCAUACAGGCUUCACCCCACGACAUGUCACCGGGGUGUCGCCUAUAUGGUCGUGAGUAGUCACCUCAGUCGCCCAAAGAGUCGUAGCGUCUUUCUGGUCGCCGAUUAAUUUUCACCAUGUUGAACAUUUUCACCGACCUGCAAUGACCUAUGAUGGGUGCCGGAAGUCACCAAAAAGGUCGCGUAAGUGGACAGGCCCAUAAGACACUAACAUCAUAGCAGUGGAUUAAUCUCAGCAAAAUUCAGCAUCAAAUCUUUGGAGCUGAGUACAAUGUGGAGAGUCUACCAUCCUCCAUGCUUAGUACCAUCAGUUUGGGAUGAAUAUUUAAGCAUAUAACUGCCACAUACCUUCUUAUAUGGCUCAAUUAAAUAUUAUAUAGAGUAACAUGUUGAAAAGCAGUUUUCCCAUAAUAGGAGAAUAAAUUGUAAUAAUGCAUUCUUUGGGAUAUUUUAAAUUCAUACAUAGGAUGAGGGUGUUGUUGCCAAGUCCAUUUAAAAAAAAUAUCCAUCCCUGUUUGCCCUUGCAAAAGGAUUGUUCCAAGAUUUUGGCUGGAAGCAAUGAAGAAAGGGCAAUACACUUCCAAAUCAGAUUGCGUGAUUUGCAGCUAAACUUCAAGAUGAUGCUGUCCCCAUUCAUGUUAUCUUUGUCCUUCUCUGUAGAGGAGGAGGUGGGGUUGUCACCGCAUAAUCUCAAUUCAUAUUUUCAUUCAACUGUAUCAUUGCACUGAGCAAGGAACAAUUAAAGGGAGAUUUUACAUCUGAAUUUUACUAUGCUAAAUUUUCAGUUAAUAUUUUAUACAUUCUUUCUGUCAUCUGCUAGGUGCAAACAAUUUGAAUGAAUUCCAGAUCCAUGACAAAGCCAUUUCUGAAUCUUUCUUGAUGUCAUACUGAAAUGUUGUUGUCUUUUUUAUGAAUUAUAUAGUUGGCAAUUUACUUUUUGUUUCCCCCCAUCUGGACAUUGAGUUUACAGUACAAUCAUGCAAUGUCUUAAACAUCAAAGGGAAUUCUUUGUUUGAGUUACUUGACCUUAGUUUUAGCAUGCCUCAUUCCAGCUUUCCCAGAUCUUACUGUAAAUGUACACAGCACAACAAAGCUAGGGAAUCAUAUUGUACAUUCUAACUGUUAACGCCUGCAAAAUUAGUUCAGGCAAUUAGUUUUGCCAAUUGUAAAUUGUGACAAGAAAAUUAUGUUUCUAUGUACAGUAAUGUCAAUAAAAACUUUCCCAACCUUGUAUGUAUCAUCAAUGAUCACCAGAAACACUACUGCAAAUGAAACUGAUAGCUCAGGACAAAAUCUUUAAAGGUGAUGUAAAAAGGUUUGCUGAAAUAGAAAAUAAUUUGUUAAUAAAGGAAGUAUUAGUAUUAACCAAAUAUAUUGUAUUUAUUGUCAGUAAUAUGUGCCUGCCGUUUGUUUUGGAAGCAAUGUCAGUUUUCUUUGCCCAGUCUGAAGAAGAAUCCCUUCCUGAAGCAUUGUCUGUCCAUUUCCCUCCACAUAUGCUGCCAGGCCUACUGAGUUCCUCCAGCAGUGUUCUUACUGCUCAAAAAUUGCACUGUUUGGUAAUAAUAAGUAUUCAUAGCUGAAUAAACAACAUCUUAUUGAUGACUGGUUGCUGUUCAUACCCUUGAUCUUUAGUGUGUCCAUUCUAUAUUUUAAUUCUCAAAUAGUAUAUCCCAGAAUGCUUCAAAUUGCAUUCCAUUCUGUGCAGUUUUAUUUUUUGUUAUUGCAUGCAUAUUGUAUCAUGCCAUAGCACUGAAAUCUAUAAGAAUUAUGUCUCAUUUAUCUCUAUCUGCCUAUUGCCAGCCUUAUGAUUUUCAUCAUUUACACAGACUAAAUGUUUGUGAGGUCCCAAUACUUAACUGAUUGCAGUUAUGAACUCAAGUUAAAUGAAUAACUUUCUCUGGUUCUAUGAUGAUGUUAGAUUGGAUUAUUAGAUUGUUUUGGAAUUCAGAUAUUUAUGUAAGCACGAUGGCGGUGGAGCAUAGCGACUCUUUGCUUGUUCUGAUAAAAACGUAUUAUUCAUGUU
Leucoraja erinaceus (little skate) is the source of this 4779-nucleotide messenger RNA. RefSeq names its product zinc finger protein 385D-like. The coding region runs from base 656 to 1894 and encodes 412 amino acids. Gene Ontology annotation, molecular function: nucleic acid binding; zinc ion binding. The record is from RefSeq and is a predicted model, not a curated record. NCBI's taxonomy places the organism in Eukaryota, Metazoa, Chordata, Chondrichthyes, Rajiformes, Rajidae. The transcript is spliced from 9 exons. Gene Ontology annotation, cellular component: nucleus.